This is a messenger RNA of Cladophialophora carrionii CBS 160.54, 1164 nucleotides long. RefSeq lists its product as uncharacterized. Lineage: Eukaryota; Fungi; Ascomycota; Eurotiomycetes; Chaetothyriales; Herpotrichiellaceae. The transcript has 3 exons. The coding region runs from base 1 to 1164 and encodes 387 amino acids. Gene Ontology annotation, biological process: intracellular protein localization. Gene Ontology annotation, cellular component: plasma membrane. The record is from RefSeq and is a predicted model, not a curated record.
AUGGCGCACCACCAUGGGAGUCGAGGCGAAGACGUCGAGGCGCGCAACCGCCUGCCUACAUUGAUGGAGGUUCUGGGAAGAAGGACACUGGCGCCAGUGGACCUGUUCUCCUUCUACAUCUACAUGCGCGACCAGCAGCGCUCAGUGGACUACCUUGACUUCUGGCUCGAUGUGUCCCAGCAUAUGUCUCUGUGCCGUCACUAUGUCCGAGAACUACGCCGGUCCAUGCUCGUGGAUACUCCGGAGAUGGAAAAGACCACCAGCAAAAGGUCAUCAGCUUUGCUGGAACAAUUUGACCUUGGCGAAGGGGUGGAUUCGAGAAAGAACGGGCAAGAGUCCAGAGUGUCCGCCAUUCUGAGGGGCGACAAUUCCGGCGCACCGAAAACACCAAGAAGCAGAGAAGGUGCUGCUGGCGGCCCGACCGACCGCUCGCCCUCCCACAGCAUGGGUUCGGCAAAUUCGAGAAAUCUGAGUCGACCAUCAGGUGACAGACCAACACCGCCGGAGAUGCCACAACCCAGCUUCGCCAAUUCUACUCCUGAAGUGAGGACGGACUCGAAUUCUCCGGGACACAGUGUCGCUAGAGCCGACAUCAAAGCAUCUGCGGAGAAGAUUCUCUACACAUUCGUUUUACCGGGCUCCGAAAGGGAAAUUGUGCUGCCGGAUACGAUGUUGAACAAGAUCAUCCGCGCUAUCGAAGAGGAAGGACGAGAUGACCCAGAGGUGUUCGACGAUGCUAAGGACUACGUCUUCCAGGCGAUGGAAAGAGAUGCCUUUCCCGGAUUUUUGCAGGCCAAAGCCCUAGGAAAUCUGGUGCCCUUGAGUGUGCUAAUCAGGUUGAUCGUUGGGCUCAUGAGCUUAAUGGCAGGGUUCUGGGCUGGCUACUACAUGAUCUUGAGAGACAGGUCAAGAGCUACUCGUUGUUGGAUUAUCCUCCCCUUCACCAUCGGCUCAUACUUCCUCGUCUCCUACCAAUACAAGCUCGACAUUGUCGCCGCAUACCUGGGAUUUAGUGAAUACACCUGGAUGAACUGGUCGCGGAUCAAGGAGCCCUUCGUGCGCAGGUUACUGCUCACGAGGGCGACCAUGGCGCUGUUUAUGUUCGUAGCUGUUGCGGUCGGGCUGUGUGUGCUUUUCAUCUUUGUGCCGGGGACGAGGUUCUAG